Heterobilharzia americana is the source of this 441-nucleotide messenger RNA. The record is from the annotation of a GenBank genome assembly. NCBI's taxonomy places the organism in Eukaryota, Metazoa, Platyhelminthes, Trematoda, Strigeidida, Schistosomatidae.
AUGAGCACACGUAAAGUUCCUUCAUCUGAAGCAAAAGAUGUUAUUUACUGGCGUUACCAUUGGAAGAAAAAUGAUCCAGUUAUGGUAUCAAGGAAACUCGGAGCAGUAAACUGGGUUCUUUUACGUGAAAAGCUUAAUGAAAUGAAUGGUAUGCACGAGAAAGAAAUUAAUCCCCAUACUCUUCGAGCUCAAAUUAUUGCAUCCCAGUUGGAGAAUAUAACUAGAGGAUCAAUACCACAUCAAAAUAAUACUAGUAAAAUAGGAAAAGAAUCAACUGUCUACACUGGAGGUCCAUAUACAAAAGGAAUGACACCAGAAGAGCGAAAACAAUUCUUCAGGACAAAACUGAACCAAAAAGCAAGAGAAGGUUUUCGUUUCUGGAUAAGUGAACGUCCGAAACCAACAAAGUGUAAGAAUACAAUUCAAUGUAAUAAUGCUUGA